UCUUGUUUUGUUUACGUCAAGUUUUUGAAACUUUGUUUUUUUUUAAUUAUAAAAUUUGAUUUUGAAUAUCUGCAUCUUUCCGCGACGGAUUUUGUCUUGUAAUACAGUGCUUCACGAGGAGCUGUCAGAAUUCACAAAGAAAAUUAAAAAAAAAAAAAAAAAUCCAAUCUUUAAUCUUUAACUCAAGUGUUUUGUUUGUUAAUCUUUUCCUUAGCAUUUCUCUGAUGCAUUUUGUUUGUUAAUCUUUUGCUCCACACUUCUCUGCUUGCAACCUGUAAAGAUCUUGCAGAACCCUUUCUGCUCUCUGUUUGUUAAUCUUUUUCUCCACACACACCCACCUUCGUUUUUGGAUUUUAGUUUUUUUCAAAACUUUCUCUCUCAUCCAAAUUCUAGACACUAAAAAUGGGGAUAGCCUAUGUGCACAACUCACCACUUUGCUCUUUAAACUCAACAUUCCCUCUCUCUCUCUCUCUCUCUCUACGACUUUCUUUCUUCACUCUCACUUGUUUCUCUCUCCUCAUUUUCUCUCUCUACAUUUGGUGCGUUGUAGGUGUUUGUUUCUUCAUAAACUCCAUCUGGAUCCUUUUGACUUGUCCUUUACUUAACCCCUGCCUCCUUUUAACUUUCUCUCUCCAGCUUUCAACUUCAGAUUCUAGAGAGAGAAAGUGAGAUAGCAAAAAACAUGGGGAGAGCUACAAAAUGGUUGAAGGGCUUGCUGGGGAUGAAGAGAGAGAAACACCACGUCGACAACACCAGCACCGUGUCCAGCGACCGGAAGGAGAAGAAAAGGUGGAGCUUUGCCAAGUCAGGGAAAGACACUACCACCAAUCUUCCGCCGAAUGUUCCUGUCCCUGCUGACUCUGCCUGGCUCAGAUCCUAUCUUGCCGAGUCGGAGAAGGAGCAGAACAAGCACGCAAUUGCAGUGGCUGCGGCCACCGCAGCCGCUGCUGAUGCCGCUGUGGCCGCCGCACAGGCGGCUGUGGCUGUUGUGAGGCUGACAAGUCAAGGCGGCCAUGGCGGUGGAGGCGGGAUUAUGUUUGGGAAAAGAGAGAGAUGGGCUGCAAUGAAGAUUCAAACAGUUUUCAGAGGCUAUUUGGCGAGGAAGGCGCACCGUGCUCUUAGAGGACUGGUUAAGUUGCAGGCUCUUGUUAGAGGCUUUCUUGUCCGGAAACGGGCUGCUGCUACUCUUUACAGUAUGCAAGCUCUUUUUAGAGCACAGACUACUGUCCGAUACCAGCGUGCGCGUCGUUCUUUCAAAGAGAAUAGGUUCCUACCCGAAAUCACUGCCCGGAAGUCUGUUGAAAGAUUUGAAGAUGCAAGAAGUGAAUUUUAUAGCAGGAGGCUAUCCGCAACUUAUGAAACUUCGGUUGAUAGCUUUGAUGAAAGCCCGAAAAUUGUGGAAAUUGACACAUUCAAGCCGAGAUCCAGGUCUCGUAGAUUCAACACCGUAUUAUCUGAUCGUGGCGAAGACCUGCAUUACCAAACAAUCUCCUCACCGCUGCCCUGCCCAAUGCCAACUCGUAUCUCUAUACCUGAUAGCCAGAAACCUCAAGAUUUUGAAUGGUACUUCAAUGGUGAUGAAUGCAAGUUCUCGACUGCCCAUAACACUCCACGGUUUGCCACCUCUUUUCGUUCUAAUGCUCCCAGCACACCAUCUAAAAGUGUUGGUGGAGACAGCUUCUUUCGGCCUUACUAAAACUUCCCAAAUUACAUGUCAAGCACUCAGUCAUUUAAUGCCAAGUCAAGAUCCCACAGCGCCCCGAAGCAAAGGCCGGAACCAGGGCCUAAGAAGAGGCUUUCGCUUAACGAAAUGAUGGCAGCAAGGAACAGCAUCUGCAGCAUUCGAAUGCAUCGAUCGUGCAAUCAAGUCCAAGAAGAAGAAGAAGAAGAAGAAUAAGUCUCGAAUGAUUGAGAAAUCUGCAUAGCAGAUGGUUAAAAAAAAAAUAAAAAAAAAAAAAAAAAGGAAAAGAAAGAUUGGAGAGAGGAGAACAACUUCUCCAUGCCUUAUUUUUCACUUUAGCAUGAAUGAAUAGGGUAGAAGUAGAACACAGAGUUCUUGUGUAAAUUCUUUUGCUUUUUAUUUUCCUCAAGUUUCUUUCUUUCCAAUUGUGCCUUCAUGAGUUACGAGUCAAUGAAAUGGAAGGAGGUUCUACA
Pyrus x bretschneideri (Chinese white pear) is the source of this 2154-nucleotide messenger RNA. Its product is annotated as protein IQ-domain 26-like. Gene Ontology annotation, molecular function: protein binding. Lineage: Eukaryota; Viridiplantae; Streptophyta; Magnoliopsida; Rosales; Rosaceae. The record is from RefSeq and is a predicted model, not a curated record.